Helianthus annuus (common sunflower) is the source of this 907-nucleotide messenger RNA. Its product is annotated as U2 small nuclear ribonucleoprotein B''. Lineage: Eukaryota; Viridiplantae; Streptophyta; Magnoliopsida; Asterales; Asteraceae. The transcript has 5 exons. Bases 86 to 766 code for a protein of 226 amino acids. Gene Ontology annotation, cellular component: U1 snRNP. Gene Ontology annotation, biological process: mRNA splicing, via spliceosome. Gene Ontology annotation, molecular function: U1 snRNA binding. The record is from RefSeq and is a predicted model, not a curated record.
GUAAAAAUAUCUAGGGCUUGUAACUUUUCCCUCUUCGCAGACAAACACAAACGCACCAGGAUCUCGAAGUUGUUUAUCAGUGACGAUGCUGACCACCGACAUACCACCGAAUCAGACGAUUUACGUCAAGAAUCUCAACGAAAAGGUCAAGAAAGAAGAGUUGAAACGCUCUCUGUAUGCCUUGUUCUCCCAGUAUGGGAGGAUUUUGGAUGUUGUUGCUUUGAAGACCGCUAAGCUUCGUGGGCAGGCAUGGAUUGUUUUCAGUGAAGUUACCGCUGCCAGUAAUGCUGUUCGUCAGAUGCAAAAUUUUCCGUUCUAUGACAAACCUAUGCGUAUCCAAUAUGCUAAAGGCAAGUCUGAUUGUAUUGCAAAAGCAGAUAAUACAUUUGUUCCAAAGGAAAAACGAAGGAAGCAAGAGGAAAAAACUGAAAAGAAGAGAGAUGGUCCACAAGCUACUAAUGGUGUAAGAACUGACAACAAUGGAGCCCCUGCUGCUUCAUACCGGAACGGAAACUCGCAAGAAGCAACACCACCAAACAACAUCCUCUUUAUACAAAAUCUGCCACACGAUACAACCGAGGACAUGCUGCAACUUUUGUUCAAACAGUUUCCGGGUUUCAAAGAAGUUAGAAUGAUCGCUGCAAAACCGGGCAUUGCAUUUGUUGAGUUUGAUGAUGAAAAUGAAUCUUCAACUGCAAUGCAAUCCCUGCAAGGCUUCAAGAUCACUCCUCAAAACUCGAUGGCUAUUAGUUACGCCAAAAAGUAAACCAAAAAACUUAGUUUCUUGAAUAUGUGUUGUGAUCAGUGGAGUAUUUGACCUCAUUGUCCAUUAUGGUUUGUAAGGAAUUUUGGCAGAUUUAAACUCUUUUUUUUUAUGAAGAAAUUUAUGAAGUUAUCUUAUGGUCUA